Molecule: messenger RNA, 3690 nt
Organism: Colletotrichum higginsianum IMI 349063
Lineage: Eukaryota; Fungi; Ascomycota; Sordariomycetes; Glomerellales; Glomerellaceae
Product: Serine threonine kinase irei
Exons: 2
Coding region: 1-3690 (1229 amino acids)
Biological process (GO): intrinsic apoptotic signaling pathway in response to endoplasmic reticulum stress; mRNA processing; IRE1-mediated unfolded protein response
Cellular component (GO): IRE1-TRAF2-ASK1 complex
Molecular function (GO): ATP binding; RNA endonuclease activity; protein serine/threonine kinase activity
Source: RefSeq, a predicted model, not a curated record
AUGCUGCGACGGCCUCCAGGUGAAGGGAGGCACGUCGCUCGUCAGCGGACCUACCUCCUCGCACUCGCCGUCCUCGUCAUCUCAUGCCUCCCCCUGGCCGAUGCGCAACCCCAUCAGCAGCAACAACAGCAACGGAAAUCAUUUGAGCCCAUCGCUCAGAUCCACCGAGUCCAUCAGCAACACCCCGCUGCCGGUAGCAGUCAGCAUGAGGCCGUUCGUGAUGUCCACCCGGACGCCGCCGCCCGCAACUGGGCCGCUACCAACAUCAUCCAGGCCGACAAUGCUGUCGAGUCUCCGAGGCGCCGAAACUCCGUAACCUCGAACCAACCACAAACACAAAAACAACAACACAACCGUCGGUCCAACCCCGACAACAUUAUCAUUCCUAACGAUGCGAGCGCCGUCGCAACUUUGGCUCCGGCUCAGUCCGUGCGAGCACCUCCUUCUGGACAUCGACCCAUCGCCUCCCGCGUCGGAGGCGAUGGGAUCUCUACGCAGCACCAUGCGCGGAGUCUGAAGGACUGGGAAGUAGAAGACUUCGUUCUUAUGGCGACCGUCGAUGGACACCUCUACGCUACCGACCGCGGCACCGCCGCCGAACGCUGGCACCUCGAGGUUGACCAGUCAAUGGUUGAGACAAAGCACUACCGCCUCAACGCCUCUGACCUUGACGACGACUACAACCUCAUCGAUCACUACGUCUGGGCCAUCGAGCCUAACCGCGACGGAGACAUAUACUACUGGGUCCCCGGCUCCAGCGAGCCCAGACUCUUGCCCACCGGCUUGACCAUGAAACAAAUGGUCGACGAGGGCGCCUCGGCCCUCGAGAAUCCUCCCAUCGUCUACACCGGCACCAAAAAGACCACCAUGAUCACUCUAGAUGCUGCCACCGGCCGUGUGCUGAAGUGGUUCGGAUCCGGCGGUUCCCACAUCAACGAAGCCGAGAGCUGUUUGCGCCCCAACGCGCUCUACGACCAGAACAAUGAGGAGUGCAGUUCCAUUGGCACAAUCACCCUUGGCCGCACUGAGUACGAGGUCGGCAUCGCUCGCAGGGAUGGCCGUCCCAUUGCCACACUCAAGUUCUUCGACUGGACCCCCAACACGAACGACUUCGACCUACUUAACCAACAUCAUCAAUCCAUCGACGCCCGCUACCACACCUCUACGCACGAUGGCAAAAUAUACGGCUUCGAUUACGGCAAGACCAGCACCGGAGAUCUUCCCGUCUUCUGCAAGGCCCAGUUUGCAUCUCCUGUCGUCAAGGUCUUUGACGUCUGCAGACCCGUUGGCCUGGAGCCCUUGAUUAACCCGGACUUGAUUGUCCUGCCGCAGCCGGUCCCCCCCGCCAAAGACGAAGGUGCCGCUCGCAUCAGGAACCAGCGCAUAUUCGUAAACCAGACCGAGAUGGGCAAUUGGUACGCCUUGUCAGGACGUUCUUACCCUCUCAUACUCGACGCCCCUUUGGCCAAGACUUCGUCGCCAGACUGGCUCCAGCUGGCACCCCCAUGGGAGAAGAUGAACGAGACGCAGAGAAUCGGAGCCAUGAUUGGUAUCCACUACGUGGACGGGGUCAUCAGGGAAAAGAUUUACCAACCUCCCAGUCUUCCCGGGCGUUCCCCCGAAACGUCCGACGCCGUCGUGGACCCUGAAAACAACUCGGCGUUGCCAACCACAGCUGCCGAGGAUGCUGUCGAGACGCCAACGAUUGUGAAGAAGGUCAAGUCCAUACCACACCACGUUUCCAACAGCGUCAUCGACUUCUUCUCCAACCCUGUUCUGAUCGUGCUCAUUGUGUCUGUUUUGUUCUUCUAUCAGAAGGACUUGCGCCGAUGGUACAAGACGAAGACGACGAAAUGGAACAUGCGCUACGAGACUGCUUCGGACACGGAGGACAUGAUGGCUGAUGCUACCCCCGAACCUACGAUCCAUGAUCAUAUUCCGCCUUCCGCACCGGCUCAAUUCGAUGCCUUGCCCAAGCCCGAGGAGGUCGUUACGGCCGACACCAAGGUAGAGUCCGAGACCACUCCCACACUCGAGUCACCGGCGAGUGCCCCUGAGAAAGAGGGCGACAAGACCAGUGCCGGCACUCAGCCGCCCGCAUCUAUCGAGAAGGACUCAUCUGUGACCCCCCCAGAGCCCGGUACGCCCGAGGUCAAGAAGAAGAAACCUGCCCACCGUGGCCGCCGCGGAGGGACAAAACAUCGCAAGGGCAAGAAGCGAGAAGAGAUGUCUCAGUCUCGAGAUGAUGAGCCGCCUGCCUCUGUCGAGGACGCCGUCAACAAAGCCAAGAAGCUCGGCGGGCAGUCCACUCGCCUGGAGCCCGAUGUCAUGACCGUUGCGAACGAUAUGCAAGCCGUGACGGGACCCAUUAUCAGAAUGGGCAACAUUGAGGUCGACACCGAAAAUCAACUUGGUACUGGCAGCAACGGCACUUUGGUCUUCGCUGGCAAGUUUGAUGGGCGUGAGGUCGCUGUGAAGCGAAUGCUCAUUCAGUUCUACGACAUUGCCUCUCAGGAGACGAAGUUGCUACGGGAGAGUGACGAUCACCCCAAUGUCAUUCGUUACUACGCUCAACAGGUCCGAGAUGGCUUCCUGUACAUCGCGCUUGAGCGGUGUGCGGCCUCGCUGGCCGACGUCGUUGAGAAGCCUCAUCAUUUCUCUCGGCUGGCCCAAGCAGGCAAGACGGAUCUGCCUGGUGUCUUGUACCAAAUCACCAACGGAAUUCACCACUUGCACAACCUUCGUAUUGUUCAUCGCGAUCUGAAGCCUCAGAACAUUCUGGUCAACAUGGGCAAAGACGGCCGGCCUCGGCUCCUCGUCUCCGACUUUGGCCUAUGCAAGAAACUGGAGGGCGGCCAGUCGUCCUUCGGCGCGACCACUGGCCGUGCCGCUGGAACGUCUGGCUGGCGAGCUCCUGAGCUGCUCCUUGACGACGAUGCCAGAGACUCUGCCAUGGACAUCAGUAUCAACAGCGGCUCAGGCUCUAUCCUCGUCGGCUCCGACAUGAUGUCUAACCGUCGUGCCACUCGCUCGAUUGACAUCUUCAGCUUGGGACUGGUCUUCUUCUACGUUCUGACGAAUGGCUUGCACCCCUUCGACUGCGGCGAUCGCUACAUGAGAGAGGUGAAUAUCCGCAAGGGCAACUACAACCUGGCACCUUUGGAUGCGCUUGGUGACUUUGCCUACGAGGCCAAGCAUCUCAUCGGCAUCAUGUUGAACGCGAAUCCCAAGGAGCGUCCCACGGCCCGCGACGUCAUGGCCCAUCCCUUCUUCUGGUCUGCUAAGAAGCGCCUCGCGUUUUUGUGCGACGUCUCGGACCACUUUGAAAAGGAACCGAGAGACCCCCCUAGUGACCAUCUUCAGUACUUGGAGAAGCACGCGCCGGCCAUCACCAAGAGUGAUUUCCUCCGCCUGCUGCCCCGCGAGUUUGUGGAUUCUCUAGGUAAGCAGCGCAAGUACACGGGCUCGAAGCUGCUAGAUCUAUUGAGGGCGUUACGCAACAAAAAGAACCAUUACGAGGACAUGCCUGACUCGCUGAAACGCACGGUGGGCCCCUUGCCCGACGGUUAUCUCGCGUUCUGGACAGUCCGUUUUCCUAGGUUGUUGCUGGACUGUUGGAACGUGGUUUGGACGGUGGAGUGGGAUAACACUGAUCGUUUCCGGGAGUACUAUGAGCCGGCGGGUCUGUAG